AUGAAACUACAACGGGUACGGACCCAUGACACUCCCCCCUCUCUGCAUCCCAAAUACCUCCGGAAGGAGGACAGGUAGUCAUUCCUUUGGUCCGUUCUGGACCUCAACAGCAGCAGCGAGGGGCACCAGAAGGACGACACUCCCUCUCCUACCUCCUCCCCCAAACCCAGGGAGGGGAAGAGCCCCCCAAAGAGGAAAGCCACCACUAUAGGACCGGACAUAGAGCUUAUUCCUAGCAGAAUGAGAGAACUCUUCAUCAACUUGUCCAAGAUCCCUCUCCUCCUCAUCCUUCUCCUCCUCGUCUGUUCUUUAGAGACACUGAGUUCAGUGUUCCAGCUGGCUGGCGGUGAAUAGCGAGGGGACAUCUUCAAGGACAAUAUGGUGCUGCCUAACCCAUUAGCCGGGCUGGUGGUGCAGAUACUGGUCACAGUACCGGUUCAGAGCUCCUCCACAUCCACCUCCAUCAUUGUGUGUGUGAGUGGUUCUCUUCUUCUUGGUGUGCGGUCUACUGUUCCUAUCAUCAUGAGGUCCAACAUCAGGAUGUCAGUCACCAACACCAUCGUAGCCAUGAUGCAGGCGGGGGAGAGGAAUGAGUUCAAACUGGUGUUUGCUGGGGCUACCAUCCACUACUGUUUCAACUGUCUGUCUGUGCUGGUGCUGCUGCCGAUGGAGGUGGCUACAGGGCUGAUGACCCACUUGGCCCACAUUGUGGUCACCAGCAAUACAAAUACCUAAUGAAUACCUGUCAUAAACAUCCAUUCUCUCCCCUCUCUCCGUCAGUUGGAUAGCAUGGGAGAUGAGAGCAUGAGGAACAGGAGCCUGGUGAAACACUGGUGCCACACCAAUCUAGUUACGGUACUGACCUCUGUCAACACCAUCACUGUCUCAACACUGUCGCCUCCCCACUGUCAUCGCUGUCAUCAUUGUCACCCCCAGAUCAUCUGUCUAACCACGUCAUGGUCUCAACAAUGGUACCAUUUGAAAGGAAACACAGAGGAGACCAAGUUGCAGCGUGGAAGGCAUCUGUUUGCUAAUGCGCAGCUGUCAGACCUGGCAGUGGGGCUGGUCCUCCUGGCCUGCUCCCUGGCCCUGCUCUGUUCCUGCUUGGUGCUCCUGUUCAAGCUGAUCAAGGUCAAGAGGCAAAUGUCAUCUAGAAGGUCAUCAACACAGACUUGCCGUGCAAUUUGGCCUACGGGCUACCUGGCCAUGUUCGUGGGAUCAGGGAUGACCUUCAUUGUCCAGAGCAGCUCUCUCUUUAUAGGUGAGGGACUUCUGGCUAGGAAAGACAUCUACCUACUCGAUUCCAUGCACGAGUAA
Salmo salar (Atlantic salmon) is the source of this 1317-nucleotide messenger RNA. NCBI's taxonomy places the organism in Eukaryota, Metazoa, Chordata, Actinopteri, Salmoniformes, Salmonidae. The record is from RefSeq and is a predicted model, not a curated record.